Messenger RNA from Penicillium roqueforti, 681 nucleotides. RefSeq names its product cyclin family protein. Gene Ontology annotation, cellular component: cyclin-dependent protein kinase holoenzyme complex; nucleus. The coding region runs from base 1 to 681 and encodes 226 amino acids. The transcript has a single exon. Gene Ontology annotation, molecular function: protein kinase binding; cyclin-dependent protein serine/threonine kinase regulator activity. The record is from RefSeq and is a predicted model, not a curated record. Gene Ontology annotation, biological process: regulation of cyclin-dependent protein serine/threonine kinase activity. NCBI's taxonomy places the organism in Eukaryota, Fungi, Ascomycota, Eurotiomycetes, Eurotiales, Aspergillaceae.
AUGUCGGACAACAUUCAGCGCAGAAGUCAAGACGACGUCCACUCACCAAAUGGACCUCUAGUGCAUCGGUUGUACUCAAAACUGAACCUUUCGCAGCCGGGGCGACGGUGGCAUCCCAGAUCUGAUGUCAAGUUGCUGCCUGCGAAGUACGAAUUGACUGAACCGUCUGAUUUGGUGGUGCUUAUCUCGAGCAUGCUCAAGAAAUUGAUUCAGAUAAACGACAAAAUGUCACUGGGCCAGGGUCAACAAACUAGGUUUCACUCUCGUACUGCGCCCCAAGUUUCCGUGUACAAUUACCUUCAGCGGUUGGCUACGCACGCCAAACUCCCGUCUGCGAUACUUCUCAGCAUGGUCUAUUACAUGGAUCGGCUCUGCAUGUUAUAUCCUGCUUUCACGGUUUCCAGUCUGACGAUUCAUCGAUUCCUAGUUGUCAGUGCAACAGUCGCCAGCAAAGGCCUGAGCGACAGCUUUUGGACCAACAAGACAUACGCUCGAAUAGGCGGAAUCAGCACGAUGGAACUGGGCAUGCUAGAGCUUGAAUUUUUGUUCAGGAUGGAAUGGAAAAUUGUUCCAAAGCCAGAGGUGCUGGUUGACUACUACCGGUAUCUCGUCGAUCGGUGUGAGAGCUUCAAGAUCGAUGAUCCGAGUUCCGACUCUAGCACCGCGUCAGUGUUGAGAUAA